Lampris incognitus (smalleye Pacific opah) is the source of this 582-nucleotide messenger RNA. RefSeq names its product fibroblast growth factor 4 (gene fgf4). Gene Ontology annotation, biological process: regulation of cell migration; cell differentiation; positive regulation of gene expression. NCBI's taxonomy places the organism in Eukaryota, Metazoa, Chordata, Actinopteri, Lampriformes, Lampridae. The coding region runs from base 1 to 582 and encodes 193 amino acids. Gene Ontology annotation, cellular component: cytoplasm. The record is from RefSeq and is a predicted model, not a curated record. Gene Ontology annotation, molecular function: fibroblast growth factor receptor binding; growth factor activity. The transcript has 3 exons.
AUGGGCACUCACUCGGCCCUACCGACUAUCUUGGUCUUGGGUCUUACGACCACCUUGGUGCGAUGUGCCACCUUCCCCUUCACCAGCAGGGUGAACGAGACGGCAGAGCGCCGCUUGGAGACCCUCUAUUCCCGGUCGCUGUCCCGCAUCCCGGGGGAGAAGCGCGAGACCUAUCGGGACAGCGACUAUCUUACGGGCAUUAAAAGGCUGCGGCGCCUCUACUGCAAUGUGGGCAUUGGCUUUCAUAUUCAGGUUUUACCGGACGGCAAAAUUACAGGAAUACACACCGAAGAUGGUUUUAGUCUUCUCGAAAUCUCUCCGGUGGAGAGAGGCGUGGUAAGUCUCUUUGGCGUCCGCAGUGGACUAUUCGUGGCCAUGAACCGCCGAGGGAAGCUGCACGGGUCUUUACACUACAACAGCGACUGUAAGUUCCAGGAGAAGCUCCUUGCCAAUAACUACAAUGCCUACGAGUCCGUGGCCUACCCAAGGAUGUUCAUCGGCCUGAGUAAGAACGGCAAAACAAAAAGAGGAAACCGAGUGUCACCCGCCAUGACUGUGACGCAUUUCUUGCCAAGAAUCUGA